Messenger RNA from Bacillus rossius redtenbacheri, 6009 nucleotides. RefSeq names its product nuclear pore complex protein Nup155 (gene Nup154). Gene Ontology annotation, cellular component: nuclear pore; nuclear pore inner ring. The record is from RefSeq and is a predicted model, not a curated record. Gene Ontology annotation, biological process: protein localization to nuclear inner membrane; transcription-dependent tethering of RNA polymerase II gene DNA at nuclear periphery; RNA export from nucleus. Bases 121 to 4320 code for a protein of 1399 amino acids. The transcript has 25 exons. Gene Ontology annotation, molecular function: structural constituent of nuclear pore. NCBI's taxonomy places the organism in Eukaryota, Metazoa, Arthropoda, Insecta, Phasmatodea, Bacillidae.
AACGACUGGUUAACCUGAUUUUUAACUUGUCCCGCGUCUGGGAAAAUUUAUUUAUCAUCUGUUAUAUUUAUCAGUAUAAACGUAAUAAAUUGUUUGAAAAAGUGUAAACGUCUUCAUUAAAUGACUUACAAGACUGUAAGCAACAUGGAUCAGACGAGACCAACCACUGCUGUUCAAAACCACACAGAUUCUAUUGAGGUUGCAGGCAAAAUGUUGGAAAAGCUUAUGGCAACAGACAACUCGUUUCCAUCACUGCUGGACCGCACUAAAAUCUCGCUGUCUGAUCUGGCGUCAACUGUGAGCGGGCUGAGAGAUGAGGAAUACCCAGACUUGUCACGUGUGUCGCCUGGUCUUGCCAGCACCAAACACAUGGUGGUGGUCAACAAGGUCCCUCUGCCGCCGGAGGUCCUGGAACGCUUCAGACAUUUUCAGUGUAAUUGCAUGAUGGGCCUAUUUCCUGAAAUCAGUCGAGCCUGGCUCACCAUUGAUAGUGACAUUUAUGUGUGGACAUACGAAAAUGGCUCAGACGUGGCAUAUUUUGAUGGGUUGAGCGACACCAUAGUGAGUGUGGGAUUGUUGAAACCCAAGUCAGGGGUGUUCAAUGUGUUCGUGAAGUAUCUGCUGGUUCUCACCACUGCAGUUGAAAUUGUCAUACUAGGAGUUACUUUUUCCCGAAAAGAUGAUGGUAUGCAGCAUGACUUUCAAGAGAUGAACUUGCUGCCUGACCCUGUGUUUGUAAUCCCAACGGAUGGAGUUGGAGUGAACACAGUAGCUGCCACAGAUUCUGGAAGGAUCUUCCUUGGUGGCUCUGAUGGGUGCCUGUACGAAAUAGAGUACCAGGCUAAAAGUAACUGGUUCGGCAAGCGCUGCAAGAAGGUGAAUCUCUCCACGAGUGCCCUCUCUUACCUGGUGCCAUCCUUCCUGAACUUCGCAUUUCGGGACGAGGACCCAAUAAAGCAGAUAUCUGUGGACAACAGCCGCCACAUCCUGUUCGUUCUCACCGAGAAGGGAUCCAUCCAGGUGUACGAUCUGGGGGUGGACGGCUGGUCAGCGGGACAGGUUGCCUGCGUGACGCAGGACGCUGUCGCCAAGUACGCCUAUAAUGUUGUCAACCAAACUCUGGACACAAACAUAUUCCGACCACUGGUGAGCAUCUGCGCGGUAGAGAAGAUGGAGUGUGUGCAUUACAACCUGGUGGCCGUAGCGGAGACAGGUGUACGGUUUUACUUCAGCACGGGCUCAGUCACUAACCCAUCGGCCCGGCCCCACCGCAUCCAGCUGCUCCACGUACGGCUGCCUCCGGGCUACACUGCCAACGCCCUCCGCCGGCCCAGCAAGGUCCACACGGCCCUUUACAGGCAAGGGGACCUGGUGCUGGUGUCGUCACCGGGGGGAGAAGCAGACGUGUUGUGGUGCAUCAGUGCAGACUUCUACCCCUUCGAGUGGUUCUUGGUGGAGUCACAAACUGUCCUGCACCUGGACGGCACGGUGUGGGCUGUGCGUGAGGUGGCUGGCACAGACACGCGAGCCAAGCUGCGCUGUGCGAAUCUGCCAGAGUCCUUGACUUGCCCCCCAGCCUUGCCUCCCGCGCCUACCUCCCCACCCCCUCCUGGCUUGCACGACCAGGUGCAGCAGCAGCAGCAACAGCUGCAACAGCAGCAACAGCAGCAACAGCAGCAACAGCAGCAGCAGCAACAGCAGCAGCAGCAGCAGGCGCGCUCCAGCGACCCCCCGCUUGUGGUCCGCCAGCACAUUGAAGACACCAGGAAGUUCGUUGUCCUCACUUCACAGGGGGCAGACAUAUACGUGAAGCUGCGGCCAGUGGACCUGCUGCAGCAGCUGCUGGUGAGCAGUAUGGGCCCGGAGGCGGAGAGCAUCAAGGCGUUCUUCCAAGUGCUGAAAGAGGAGCAGGCGUGUGCCACUGCCCUCGUGCUGGCCACCACAGAGGGUGUUGACACAAGAGUGUCGGAGAUGGCCACGAGAGCCUUCUUCAUGUACGGAGGGGAGCCGUGUGGGGCCAGCAUGCAGCGCCAGCUCUUGGGCUCUCCGUUCCGCACAGAUUUUCGUCCAAAUCAGGUGUCGACUCCACUGCAGUUCACAACGUCUCAGCUUUCACAGACACCGCAGUCUUCCAGCAUUGUGAGCCAGGCGUUGGCACCGGGGGUCGUGCAGUACUCGGCAAAGCAUGACGGGCUGUACCUUUAUGUGGGACGCAUCCUGCGUCCCAUCUGGAACCUCAGAGUGGCCUACACGAGGAGGCUGGAAACCAAAGUCAAUGUUUUGUGCAGCACUGUGCCAGUUGAGGACUGCACCCUACUGCUGCGACACCUGUACGGCCUGAAGGUGUUUCUGGAGAAGAACACUCAGUACUCACCAUCAGGUUUGACGAUGGCGCAGCUGCAGGCGUCGCUGCGGGAGCAGGUGGACACGCCCCCCCGCAGCCAGGGGGGCGCCCGUGUGCAGGAGGCUUUCCUGGAGGAGAAGCGCUCGCUCGACGCCCUGAAGACGCUGGUCGGCCACGCCUGUGAGGUGCUGGGGCUGUGGAAGAUACUGUGCGAGCACCAGUUCCACCUGGUGGCUGCCAUGCUGUCCGAGGAUCAGCAAAAUCUGUUGGAAGAGAUGACUUACCGAUCUCUUAUUUUGAUGGCUCAUGAGUUGUGUUCAGUUCUCAUUAACUGCCUCAUAAGCAGGUAUCUUGAUGACAAUGCAUCUGUUGAUGCAAUCAGUGCAAAACUUCGUGAAAUUUGUCCAAACUUAUACAAAGUUGAAGAUGCUGCAUGUUCUAAGGCCAAUGAGAUGCUGUUGGCUUCAAAAAAUUUGGCAGAUAAAGAAGAGAGAGAAGCAAAACUCAGGGCAGCAUUAGAGCUAUGCAAAGAAGUGGCCCCGAAUGUGAACCUCCCAAUGAUAUGCCAGUGGUUCACUGCUGCCCAGUUCUACCAAGGUGUUCUUGAGUUGACACUUAUGUGUGCUGCAAAAGUGGAUCCUAAGAACAUAGCUCUGCAUUACUAUAAGAAUAAUGAACCUUCAGAAGAUUAUGAAGGCUUCCAGGCUUUUGCCAAGAGAGUGGAGUGCUACAAGGAGCUCACGAUGGUGCUGGACCAGCUGUACAACCAGAGCCAGGCCGGAGUGCUGUCGUCCAGCGUGCCGCACGGGCCCGGAGCGCCUGUCGUCAGCGAUGUCGGCCAGGGCCUGACCGAAGAGGCAGACUUGCAGGCUCGGUGGCUAGUGGAGCAGGUGCUACUGUCUCGAGACGAGCUGUUCCAUGUGGCGGUGUAUGAGUGGAUGAUGUGCAAGCGUCUUUACUCCAUGCUGGGAGCCAUCACGCUGCCUAGCAUGGAGCUGUUCCUCACGCGGGCCAGCAAACGUAACCCUACAGACAUACACGUGUUCGACCUCAUGGUGCAGUACUACCGAAACACCAAGAACUUUGUCGAGGCCGCCAGGAUCCUGCAUCGGCUGGCAACGCAGCCAGGGAGCAUGCUGAAUCUGGAUCAGCGGUCGUCGUACCUCGGCCGAGCAGUGGCGUUCUUGCAGAGCGACAAGGUGGGCUGUGCUCCACAUCUGGGCUCCUUCAUGCGGGACCUGGAGGACCUACUGGAGACAUCGCGAGUCCAGAAACAGGUUUUGCACGGAGUGAUGAACCUAAGGGGUCAUCAUCAUUUAGCAGAAGAAGCUAUAGAGAAAUUAAAUUCUUGCCUUAUGGGUGUUACUCAGCUAUGGGAUGAGUUCGCAGAGCCAUUCGACCUGUGGGAGGCAAAACUCGCAAUAAUUUACUGUGCUGGCUAUACUGACUCGAUGUUGGUGGAGAAUAUUUGGCAGAAUAUCAUCGAUCAGGAGUUGCAGAGGUGUGGUCAUGCCUCGCCUGAUGACAAGAUGACCAGUGUUUUGACCAAGGUUAAGUCUUUAGGCAAAGACUAUGCAAAUGCUCCUGUAUGCUUCCCAGUAGAGUUCCUGAUAAAACAGUUGGAAAUAAGCUGUUGUCGCUUGAAGGCCAGUCCUUCUCAUGUUCACACUGCCUUGAAGAACAUUGGAGUGCCAUGGUUGAAGCUCAUGGAGAUCUAUGAAGCGUUGUUUGUGAAGAAAGAGCGCUUCUGGUUGGCAGAAGGGGACGAGUUCUACCUGGUGCGAGUGAUUGCCAGCUUGUUGGACAGUUUUGUCAACUGUGCAAGCGCUAUCAGUGCAAUGGAGAGGAGGAUAGCAGGGGAGAAGGCCCUGGACCUCAUCAGCAGCUGCCUAACACUACUCUACAGCAAGCCCGACACGGCAGAUCUCGUGGAGCAGUUGCGAGGGAUACAGGCACGGCUGCAGAGACUUCGCUGAACUCGUGGCGAUCCGUGGAAACACUCUGUGUCAUCAAUGACCUUUUUUUAACUUAAAAUUAAUUUACAGUAGUGCUGCAAUUGGGGGAUGUAAUUUAUUUCCUGUUUCAUGUUUGUUGUAAGUGUAAUGGAUUUAUUUCUUAAUUGUGUUCAGUAUGUUUUGCUGUUAUUAAUUUUAAUUUUUUGAGUGUCUGUAUACAUUUUUUGUGUAAAAAAUUCUCUUAUUUUAAAAACACUUAUUUGUCGCACAUGGGGUGAUAGAUCUGUGUUAGAGAUUAGUUGUGUUUAUUGAAACUGUGUAUAUAGUGUGAUUCAAUUUCUGUGUUUCUACUUAUGACUGAGCUACAAUUGACACAAUCUUUUACACAUGUAUUGUUAUACAGUUAACACUUACUCAGCACUUAAAAUGUACUGUGAUCUGGCUUUAAAUAGACCUAAACUUAUUUCUAUUUUUUUUUUUUUUUGGUUCUUUUAGGUUAUGAGAAAUUUAAGCUGGAUUAGUUGGUAGUGUAUAAUUAUAAGGAAAAAAAUUAAUUUAUAUAAUAGAAUCCAUUUGACCACAGUAAUUUCAAAAGUGAAUGCAUAUAUAAUUAUUUUCCAUAUUAAAAUGAUGCUGUGUUUAUAGCUCAAAUCCAUGAUGCAAACUUAUUAAUAAACAAAUAAAUUUCGGUACAAUUUAGUUAACUCAUCCAUUUUAUUAUUUAUUAAAUAAAGUUUUUAAUUGAGAACGUACUAGUUUGUCGUUCAGAGCUUCUGACUGAUUAAAAUGUAACACAGUUUUCAUAAUAACACUGUAUUACGGUAUGCAAGAGUUUAACCUGUACCGAACUCUUCUUAACAUUAAUGCCAUGCUUGUAUAAAUUCUGAGUACAAAGUAUGUUUGUAACUAGUUAGAGUAAAUUUAUGUAUUUUAUCUAUUUAUAAUACUGUUAUGCUUAUGAAAUGCUUAUGUUGAUUGUGUCUUAGCCGUAAUAACUUUUUGAAUUGAAAUUUACAAGAAAAAAUAAGAAUGACAUUCCUUUUUAUUGAUUGCCAAACAAUUUUUGUACAGGAUUGUUAUUCUGACAGUACUCAUGAUGAUAAUCAAUUAACAUACUUGCAAGACAGACUUUGUAUAAUUUUUUUUUUUCUUUUUUUCAAUAAUUUCAUUUGCAUAUACCACGGAUGGCGAACCUGUGGCACUCUUGCCAGUGGUACCACGCGACAAAAUAAUUCGGUGUGUUGUGUGUGUGUGUGUGUGUGUGGGGGGGGGGGUGCUAUAAUCAAAUAACCUAUGUACUUGAUCGCUAAAAGUAAAAAAGGUAUGAGCCUUAUAUAUGAGAUUCAGCAUCUAAUUUCCCACAGCAGAAAUCACAUUAACCUUUUCUUUUAUUUAAAAAUUUAAAUAAACAUAAAUUAGUAAACAUUUUGAUUGCUGUACAAAUUUCCAGUUGCAAAUAAACUGUUUUUAAUUACUAGAAUCUAGUUUAAUUUUUAUCCAUUAUUAUCACUAAGUCAAGAUUCUUUAAUGGCACAUCAUAAACAAUUUUUUUUAAUAAAAAAUGGCACGUUCACCAAUAAAGGUUUGUCAUCCCUGGCAUAUACUAUGAUUUUUUUUUAGUGUGUAUGUGAGAGGUGAGAGUGAUGCGUUUGUAAAAGUUUGACUUUUUCUGUACCAUAUUUUAUAUAAAUACAAUGUAUGAAAAUAAAA